Cyphomyrmex costatus is the source of this 594-nucleotide messenger RNA. RefSeq lists its product as uncharacterized. Gene Ontology annotation, biological process: DNA integration. The transcript has a single exon. Gene Ontology annotation, molecular function: nucleic acid binding. The record is from RefSeq and is a predicted model, not a curated record. NCBI's taxonomy places the organism in Eukaryota, Metazoa, Arthropoda, Insecta, Hymenoptera, Formicidae. The coding region runs from base 1 to 594 and encodes 197 amino acids.
AUGCUUCACAACCAAAGCUCUGCAUUUGAGCUCGUAAGCGAUUACACCUCUCCUACGUUUAUCGCAGCGUAUCAACGCUUCGUUUCUCGCCGAGGAUUACCGACGUCCAUGUACUCCGACAACGGAACCACAUUUCACGGCGCCGAUCGCGAACUUUCAAGCGCACAUGCCGCUGCAAUACGCGAUCCUAAUUUCCGUAACCGACUCGCUUCCGACGGAACUGCGUGGCACUUCCUACCUCCCGCGUCGCCACACUUCGGUGGUCUGUGGGAGGCCGGCGUUAAAAGCGUUAAGCAUCAUUUAAAACGAUGCAUCGGCCUCCACACGCUAACUUUCGAGGAGAUGUCUACGCUCCUAUGUCGAAUCGAAGCGUGCCUUAAUUCGCGUCCGAUCGCGCCCGUUUCCGAUAAUAUCGACGACUAUCACGCUCUGACUCCCGGUCAUUUUUUGAUCGGAACCUCUCUUAUCGCUCCUGCCGAACCAAGCGUGCUUGACUUAAGCGAAAAUCGACUGUCGCGUUGGCAGAUGGUUCAACAAAUGACCGAAGGUUUUUGGUGGUCUUGGUCUGGUGACUACUUGCAUACCCUUCAAUAA